AAAAUUGAAGUGCAAACUGAAUUUGUGCAUAUGUUAAUAAUUUUUUGUUACCGGUUUGUAAAACAUAAAAUAAAUUGGUACCUAAUAUUCCUGGAUUAACUAUGGAUAAUGAAGAAAAUGAAUUGGAUACAACAUUCGAAAAUGAGGCAAAAUUUGAAGAUUCAAGUAAUAAUAUAACAGAUGGUGAAAAUUUUAAAAAGAGACGAACGAAUGUUGGACCUUGGAAAAAUGUUGAAGAAUUCAACAUGGUUUAUAUUUCAUUAUUUGGACAAGGAGCAUCAUAUGAAACAAAAAUUAAAGCAUGCAAGAAAAUGAGGAUUUGGAAGUUGAGAUCUCUUAAUAUGACUCCUGCAUCUAUUUUAAGCACACUAGCCAUUAUAGAAGUUCAAAUAAAGGAUGAAUCGAAAGAUUUCGCAAACGAACUUCAAGUUUUAUAUUCUGGAGCAUUUACCAGAUUUCUGAACUACAUGUGUUCUACUACACAAAAAGGCAAAAUGAAAACAAUGUAUCAAAGCGCUAUGGAUAUUGGGAUAGAUCCGUUUAUAGUAGAUUUGCGACAUUUGUGUUCUCAUGGACAAUCUAUGCCGUCACUUAAUGUUUUAAGAAGAGCUUCAGAUUAUUGUCUUGAUUGGUUAAAAGAAUUUUAUUGGGAUCAAGAAUAUAAAAAUCAAAGAAAUGUUGGUUCUAAAAAUGUUCGUUCUGAAGAUAUAACAUUGUUUGAUGACAAAGUAAGUGAAUUAUUUGAAGUGUACGAUUCAUCAUUAUUAGCAAUUCAGAAUGGAUGCAUUAAAGUCAAUGAAGCACGAAAAUUUUUGAGCAAUGAACACUAUAAUACACUAAAAAAAUUUUCUAAUAUUAACGGAAAAAUUCAGCUAGAACAUAUACAGGUUCAUGUAAUAAAAAUUAUGGAAAACUUAAUACGACAAGAAUCAAGUGUAAAAAAUUUAGCAUCUGUCUUUAUAACGGCAUUUACUAAAAUGACUUUCAUAUUUGAAAUUCCUGCCAAUCUAGUUGACUCUGAAAAAAACUUGAGAAAUUUAGUUAGAAAAAAUAGGAAAUUAUUUAGAUCUAUUGCAAUGCAUGGUUUUAUUGAAAGAUUAUUUGAUGAACUAAUAUAUAUAGCAGAAAAUAGCUUUGAAACAUCUUCCAAAAGACGUGGCGCAAGCUUUUGGGCGAAUGAAAUCGUAGUAGGAUUCUCUGCCUUCGAAAAGUUCAAAGUCUAUUGUAAAACACGAAAGGAAAAGGACUCUGAUUUUCAUAUAGAGAAAAAACAUAUUAAUGAUCAUAAAAUUUUGUCUAAAGAAAUCAAAAGAAUAUAUUCCAUUCUAGAUAUCGAUGCAAGUUCAAUUAUUAUUUUUGGAGACCAUUACAAAAGACCUUGGUGUCUUAGUUUUUCUAAAAACUACAUAGAAGAAAGACUAAAAAAUGUUACGGAAUACACAAAGACUGUCAUAAAAAAUUGUCUUUCACUGGUUCAACCUCCGCUUUCAUAUUAUGAAGAAUCCAAAUUAGUGGAACUUAUCAAUAUAUAUUGUGGCUCUCCUGAAAAUGAAGACGAAAAUCCAAAUAAAAACCAUCAAAUAUCAAAUGAAUUACAAGAAAAAAAAUAUUUCACUCAAAAUGAUCUUAAUUGCGAUAUUUCCAAUUUUGAAACGAAAGAAGAAAAUCACACAGGAAUUUGGUUUACAGGAACUGAUGAAUUAGAUUGGCAUUUAUGUCCUCUAGGCCGUCUCCCUUGGGAAUAAAUUUUAUUACUAUUUUAUAAAAAUAAUUCAGAAAAGUACAAUUUUGUAUAAGUUAUAAAACAAUUUUAUUUAUAUAAAUGUAUAAAAAAU
This is a messenger RNA of Condylostylus longicornis, 1835 nucleotides long. RefSeq lists its product as uncharacterized. The transcript is spliced from 6 exons. Gene Ontology annotation, cellular component: preribosome, large subunit precursor; Las1 complex. Gene Ontology annotation, molecular function: endonuclease activity. Lineage: Eukaryota; Metazoa; Arthropoda; Insecta; Diptera; Dolichopodidae. The coding region runs from base 102 to 1745 and encodes 547 amino acids. The record is from RefSeq and is a predicted model, not a curated record. Gene Ontology annotation, biological process: maturation of 5.8S rRNA; maturation of LSU-rRNA.